GGCUCGGCGGACACCAGGUGCGAGCGGCGGGAGGCGGAGGGGCCUCGGCGCCACCUCCCAGCCCGGACGUGCGUCCGGGAUCACCCGGGUCCCGCUCCUCCCCACCGGCGGGGGGAGUGCGGGCAGGCGGCCGCUCUCUCCGGCUAUAAAGGGCCCUGGACUGCCGCGGCUCGCCUCGGCUCGCCUCGCCAGAGCCUCCUUCGGCUCCGCCCUCGCCGCCUUCCUUACGCAGGAGCUGCAGUUCCCGCUCAGGCUCCACUCGACCAUCUCGGGCCUCGGCGGAAGAUGGCGGCUUCGGCGGCUCAAGCCGACUGCUCCGAGGCGGCCCUGGCUGAGGCGCUGGCGGAUGUACCCGAACUAGCCCGACUUCUGGAGAUCGACCCGUAUCUGAAGCCCUUCGCCCUGGACUUUCAGCGCAGGUAUAAGCGGUUUAACGAGACUUUGAACAACAUUGGAGAAAAGGAAGGUGGCAUUGAUAAGUUUUCCAGAGGUUAUGAAUCAUUCGGUGUCCACGGAUGUAUGGAUGGUGGUUUAUACUGCAAAGAAUGGGCCCCGGGGGCAGAAGGAGUUUUUCUUACUGGAGACUUCAAUGAUUGGAAUCCAUUUUCUUACCCAUACAAAAAACUAGAUUAUGGAAAAUGGGAGCUGUAUAUUCCACCAAAGCAGAUUAAAUCUGUAGCAGUGCCUCAUGGAUCCAAAUUAAAGGUUGUUAUUAGGAGCAAAAGUGGAGAGAUCUUGUAUCGUAUUUCGCCAUGGGCAAAGUAUGUGACUCGUGAAGGUGAUAAUGUGAAUUAUGAUUGGAUACACUGGGAUCCAGAGCACCCAUAUAAAUUUAAGCAUACCAGACCAAAGAAGCCAAGAAGUCUAAGAAUUUAUGAAUCUCACGUGGGAAUUUCUUCCUAUGAAGGAAAAAUAGCUUCUUAUAAACAUUUUACAUGCAAUGUACUACCAAGAAUCAAAGACCUUGGAUACAACUGCAUUCAGUUGAUGGCCAUCAUGGAACAUGCUUACUAUGCCAGUUUUGGUUACCAAAUCACAAGCUUCUUUGCAGCUUCAAGCCGUUAUGGGACUCCUGAAGAGCUAAAAGAGCUGGUUGACACAGCUCAUUCAAUGGGUAUUACAGUCCUUUUAGAUGUGGUACAUAGUCAUGCUUCAAAAAAUUCAGAAGAUGGAUUGAAUAUGUUUGAUGGGACAGAUUCCUGUUACUUUCAUUCUGGACCUAGAGGAAAUCAUGAUCUUUGGGAUAGUCGAUUGUUUGCCUACUCCAGCUGGGAAGUUUUAAGAUUCCUUCUGUCAAACAUAAGAUGGUGGUUGGAAGAAUAUGGCUUUGAUGGGUUUCGUUUUGAUGGCGUUACAUCCAUGCUUUAUCAUCACCAUGGAAUGGGUCAAGGUUUUUCAGGUGGUUACCAUGAAUAUUUUGGACUACAAGUAGAUGAAGAUGCCUUGGUUUAUCUCAUGUUGGCAAAUCAUUUGGUUCACACAGUGUAUCCACACUCUAUAACAAUAGCUGAGGAUGUAUCAGGAAUGCCAGCUCUGUGCUCUCCAAUUUCCCAGGGAGGGGUUGGCUUUGACUAUCGAUUAGCCAUGGCAAUUCCAGAUAAAUGGAUCCAGCUACUUAAAGAAUUUAAAGAUGAAGACUGGAAUAUGGGCAAUAUAGUGUAUACACUAACAAACAGACGCUACCUUGAAAAGUGCAUUGCUUACGCAGAGAGCCAUGAUCAGGCACUCGUUGGGGAUAAGACACUGGCGUUUUGGUUGAUGGAUGCUGAAAUGUACACCAACAUGAGUGUUCUGACCCCGUUUACUCCAGUUAUUGAUCGUGGAAUACAGCUUCAUAAAAUGAUCCGACUCAUUACUCACGCACUCGGUGGAGAAGGCUAUCUCAAUUUCAUGGGUAAUGAAUUUGGGCAUCCUGAAUGGUUAGACUUCCCAAGAAAAGGAAACAACGAGAGUUACCAUUAUGCCAGAAGGCAGUUUCAUUUAACUGAUGAUGACCUUCUUCGCUAUAAGUUCCUAAAUACCUUUGACAGGGAUAUGAAUAAACUGGAAGAAAGAUGUGGUUGGCUUUCAGCUCCACAGGCCCACGUGAGUGAAAAGCAUGAGGCCAAUAAGAUCAUUGCUUUUGAAAGAGCAGGUCUUCUUUUUAUUUUCAACUUUCAUCCCAGCAAGAGCUACACUGAUUACCGAGUUGGAACUGCAUUGCCAGGAAAAUUCAAAAUUGUGCUAGAUUCAGAUGCAGCGGAAUACGGAGGACACCAGAGAUUGGACCACAAUACUGAUUUCUUUUCUGAGGCUUUUGAACAUAAUGAGCGUCCCUGUUCUCUUUUGGUGUACAUUCCAAGCCGAGUGGGCCUCAUCCUUCAGAAUGUGGAUCUGCCCCAGUGAAGAGACUGAUUUCAGCUCCACCUGAGGAAGAUGUGCGCUUUGUUUUCCCGUUCCCAUUGUCGCAGAACUUACAACGUGUGAGCUUUUCAAAAUACAGUUGUCCAGCCGAAACGUGGCAUGUCUGAAUUUCAAUAUUGGCUUAUGCAAAUGAAUGUCAAACUUUUCUUUAAGAAGUAGAGGGGGGAAUAUUUUUAAAUUUCAAGGGUCCUAGACUAUAUUUUCCAAGCAUCUGAGCAGCUAGGAUUCUCAAACAAAUUAUUAUAUAUAAUGUCUUUAAACAACUGUACUUUCACAUUGGCCUUUAUUUGAUCCUUAUGUUCAAAUUUGAAUCAUGUGUUAUGUAUGAUUAUUUCUGUUCAAUGUAUGCAAUAUUAUUUUUAAGAUGGAUAUUUGAUGGCUCUGUUUCUUCUGAUAUUUCUUGGUCUAAAUUAUAAGGUACCAAGGUUGUUACUAUGUUUUUUCAAAUUGUUUUUAGAAAUACUAUAAUAAAAAUGUAGUAAUAAUACCAAAAUUAAGAACAGAAUCAAAGAUAAUAUAAAAGUCAUUA
This is a messenger RNA of Manis pentadactyla (Chinese pangolin), 2932 nucleotides long. RefSeq names its product 1,4-alpha-glucan branching enzyme 1 (gene GBE1). Gene Ontology annotation, molecular function: 1,4-alpha-glucan branching enzyme activity; cation binding; hydrolase activity, hydrolyzing O-glycosyl compounds. Gene Ontology annotation, cellular component: cytoplasm. Gene Ontology annotation, biological process: glycogen biosynthetic process. Lineage: Eukaryota; Metazoa; Chordata; Mammalia; Pholidota; Manidae. The coding region runs from base 286 to 2385 and encodes 699 amino acids. The transcript has 16 exons. The record is from RefSeq and is a predicted model, not a curated record.